AUGCCCAAGAGAAAGGCUGAAGGGGAUGCUAACGGAGAUAAAGCCAAGGUGAAGGAUGAACCACAGAAAAGAUUAUCAGCUAAACUUGCUCCUCCAAAGCCAGAGCCCAAGACUGAAAAGGCCCCUGCAAAGAAGGGAGAGAAGGUACCCAAAGGGAAAAAGGGGAAAGCUGAUGCUGGCAAGGAUGGAAAUAACCACCCUACAGAAAAUGGAGAUGCCAAAACAGACCAGGCACAGAAAGCCGAAGGUGCUGGAGAUACCAAGUGAAGUGUGUGCAUUUUUGAUAACUGUAUACUUCUGUUGACUGUACAGUUUGAAAUACUAUUUUUUAUCAAGUGUUAUGAAAAUGCAGAAUUUUGUUUUACUUUUUUU
Molecule: messenger RNA, 372 nt
Organism: Sorex fumeus (smoky shrew)
Lineage: Eukaryota; Metazoa; Chordata; Mammalia; Eulipotyphla; Soricidae
Product: non-histone chromosomal protein HMG-17-like
Exons: 1
Coding region: 1-267 (88 amino acids)
Biological process (GO): chromatin organization
Cellular component (GO): chromatin; nucleus
Molecular function (GO): nucleosomal DNA binding
Source: RefSeq, a predicted model, not a curated record